AUGGAAGAUGAAGUGCACGAAGAUGUUAGAGGAGGUGCUGGAAAUCAAACUGGGCAAGAGAGGAGAGUCUUGGGCUCCUACAUCAACCCAAAUCCAGGAAACUGUGGCAACAGCAUCCUCAAGCCAACAAUCCAUGCCAACAAUUUUGAGUUGAAACCUCAACUCAUCACAGUAGUCCAGAAUAACUGUUCAUAUGGAGGAGGUGCUCAAGAAGAUCCAAAUCAACAUCUUAACACAUUCUUGAGGAUAUGCGAUACUGUAAAGUCCAAUGGUGUACACCCUGACACCUAUAAACUACUUCUGUUCCCUUUCUCGCUCAGAGAUAAGGCAACAAAGUGGUUAGAAUCAUUCCCCAAGGAGAGCCUAACCACAUGGGAGGAUGUUGUAAACAAAUUUCUAGCAAGAUUUUACCCUCCACAGAGGAUCAACAGGCUAAGAGCUGAGGUGCAAACUUUCAGACAGCUAGAUGGUGAAACACUCUAUGAGGCCUGGGAGAGGUUCAAAGAUCUAACAAGAAAAUGCCCACCAGAUAUGUUUAAUGAGUGGGUGCAGCUCCACAUUUUCAAUGAAGGACUAAGAUAUGAAUCGAAGAAGGCUGUGGACCACUCUUCAGGGGGUUCACUCAACAAGAAGAAGACCAUUGAGGAAGCCAUAGAUGUCAUUAAAACUGUAGCUAAGAAUGACUACUUCUAUACUUCAGAAAGAAGCCAAAAGAAGGGUGUGCUGGAACUCAAUUCUAUGAAUGCCCUGUUGGCACAAAACAAGGCAAUUGCAGCACAAUUGGCAUCAUUAACCAAGAAAAUGGAAAAUAAUCAAGUUGCAGUUGUCCAAACUCAAGCACCACCCCAAAAAGAAAAUGAACCAGAAGUUGAAUGUGAGCAAGCAAACUAUGUGCAUAAUCCCUCUCGACCACCAUAUGACACUAACUCCAAGACAUAUAACCCAGGAUGGAAGAACCACCCAAAUUUUGGGUGA
This is a messenger RNA of Arachis stenosperma, 975 nucleotides long. RefSeq lists its product as uncharacterized. The record is from RefSeq and is a predicted model, not a curated record. The coding region runs from base 1 to 975 and encodes 324 amino acids. The transcript has a single exon. Lineage: Eukaryota; Viridiplantae; Streptophyta; Magnoliopsida; Fabales; Fabaceae.